Ostertagia ostertagi is the source of this 405-nucleotide messenger RNA. The record is from the annotation of a GenBank genome assembly. Lineage: Eukaryota; Metazoa; Nematoda; Chromadorea; Rhabditida; Trichostrongylidae.
UGCUAUUUUUCCUCAAGGUUACAUUGCAGAAAGGCUGUCUGUGCCAAUUCAUCGUUACCUACUUCACCAGAAGCCGAAGAUGUUGACUGCGAGGAAGAUAUUGUUGAUCUAUGCCGACGGCUCGACACCCAGCUCGAAGAAAAGGCAAAGAUGCAUAACUUGAAUGCUUUGAAUGUCAAGUCAAUCCUCCAUCGUCUUAUCAAAGAUCCUCAUGUUUUAUCUACGUUAAUGGGUAUAAAAGGCGAUACGGACGGAAUCCCCAGUCUAAAAGUGACUCGUUCUAAAGUGAAGCACACCGCAGAACCGGCUAAGGUGGAACUGAAACCUGUUCCUCCACCAAGGACAUUUCUCGACGUACAGUUCGAAAACGAGGACGAAGAUGAAGAUUACAGACCUGAGGAUGCA